CCUCGCCGGCCUUCGCACUCGCUCGCUCACUCGCUUGCCCAACCGCACUCACUCGCUCGUGCUCUCUCGCACGCUUAUCGCCGCUCGUCGGCCUUCCCCUUCUCACCUGCCUCCCCUCUCCCCGCCGCUCGCCGGCCUCACGCUCCCCUCUCCCCAUCGCUGGCCUCACCCUCCCCUCUCCCCAUCGCUGACCUCACCCUCCCUCUCCCUCUCCCUCUUCCUUUCCACCACCCCGCCUCCACUCACACCCCGGAGGUAAAAAAAUCAAUCUUUUGAGCCGGCGACGAGCUUCUACUCUGGAAUAUGCAAUAGAGGCGUGGAUGUGGAGCGCCAGCGCUGGAUCUGGGCGAGGGAGGCAUGGAUGUGGAGCGGCACCCGAGCGGUGGAUCGGGAGCAGCGCCGGAGCAGUGGAGCGGCGGAUCUGGAGCAGAGUCUUCGUCCUCACGGUGCACACGUCGUCGUCUUCGUCAGACGUCCCCACCUCGCUGACGCAUUCGAUCCGCGCAUGCUGUGUUCUCUCGGUAAAGUGAAGUUACAGGAAAAAAGUACUCACCAGUUUCAAGGAGAUGAACUUGUUUGGGAAGUGGAAGCAGAGUUGUCUGAAUUUUCAGUAUGUGAGUUUCAUCAGAUAUUAGAGGCUACAAGUAACUUUUCUGAGGAAAACAAAAUUGGCGAAGGUGGAUUUGGUCCGGUUUAUAAGGAUGGUCGACGGGUGCAUGUCAUAGAAAGAGACCUGACAGAGCCUGAUAGAAUUGUGGGUGAAUUGUUACAACCUGGAGGUUACUUGAAAUUGAUAGAAUUGGGUAUGCAGGAAAAUUUGGUCGAAAAGGGAUGGCAUGCCGACGUGUACAAUGGACAGCUUGCUGAUGAACAGUUUGUGGCAGUGAAGAGAAUGUUGCGCGGGAGGCCGAGGCGGGCAGGCGCUGCUGGUGGCGGGACGAGCAACUGGAGCAGGAGGUCAUCGCCAAGCUCGGCUGGGGCCGCCUUGGCGACGCCUAUGCCAGGACCUUCUACCUCGGGAAAAGAAGCAAUUAUCCAUCCUGUGAGUGAGAUCAUCAACACACACACUAUGUCAACAGAGACUGUUGGCUUUUCUUACUGUUGGUAUCAUUCAUCAGGCAUGUUUGCAAUUGGACAAAUGGUGUAUAACAAUGAUCAUCAUCUCUAAAUUUGACAAUUGGACAACAUCAGCAGGAGGACAUCAACAACAUCAUUUUCUCAUGCAUUACAGACUAUUAUACCUAAAAGCAUCAACAAAUUCUCCCAAUUCUGCAUUUGGCGAAAACUGAUAAGAAUUGGGAGCAGCGAGGAGUACCUGGCGAGGACCAGGCAGGGGAGCAGCGAGGACCGGGCGGGGGAGCAGCAAGGAUCAGGCUGGUCAGUGCGGUUGAGAGGACCAGGUUGGUGCAGCGAGGACUAGAUUGGGAGGAGCGGUGGGGCGGCUAGGCUGGGGCAGCGGCGAUUAAAUUGGGAGCGGUGGCCACCAGACUGGGCGGAGGAGGAGGAGGAGGAGGAGCAGGCGGAGGAGGAGGAGGUAGAGGGCGGAGGAGGAGGUGGCCGGACUAGCAGCUGGAGGAGGUGGAGGGCGCAGGUGGCCUGGCGGAGGAAGACUACGAGGAGGAGCCUGGCGGAGGAAGACUACGAGGAGGAGCCUGGCGGAGGAAGACGAUGACUCGUUUUCAAAUCAGGGGUAUUUUUGUACAUUUGCUCGUUUCCACCUGGUCUGAAAAAUCCCCCAACGACAACUAUUUCGGAACAGAGGGAGUAAAUCCAUAAUAAUGCCCCAACAUUAACUGGAAACAAAAACAAAAAGUCGACGUAACAGGCAGGCCCCCUGCCAAUUUUCAUUAA
Molecule: messenger RNA, 1851 nt
Organism: Triticum dicoccoides
Lineage: Eukaryota; Viridiplantae; Streptophyta; Magnoliopsida; Poales; Poaceae
Exons: 9
Coding region: 362-1168 (268 amino acids)
Biological process (GO): sterol biosynthetic process
Cellular component (GO): endoplasmic reticulum
Molecular function (GO): squalene monooxygenase activity
Source: RefSeq, a predicted model, not a curated record